Molecule: messenger RNA, 1050 nt
Organism: Penicillium nucicola
Lineage: Eukaryota; Fungi; Ascomycota; Eurotiomycetes; Eurotiales; Aspergillaceae
Product: MBL fold metallo-hydrolase
Exons: 2
Coding region: 1-1050 (349 amino acids)
Source: RefSeq, a predicted model, not a curated record
AUGGUAGCAAUUCCCAAGUCGGGUCAUACCGUUGAGGUGUCUAUCAUUGACACCGGGGCUAUCUUAGGAGACAUACCAGCUGCUGUCUUUUGCGAUCCCCAAAUCCCCGGGUUUGAGAGGUUUGAUGGGGUCAGCUAUGUCUUCCUAAUCACCCAUACAGAUCACGCUGGGAACAUCAGACGUGUUCUGUUUGAUCUCGGAACUCGCAAAGACUGGGAAAAUCUUGCCCCGCAUGUUGUCACCCGGGCCAAAGGAAUGGAAGCCAAACUAAUCGUCAAAGAUGAUGUGGCGGAUAUCCUGGUUCGAGAAGGAAUGGCAACGGAGAGCCUGGAAGCUAUGAUCUGGAGCCAUACUCACAUUGAUCAUGUGGGCGAUCCAUCGACCUUCCCAUCCAAUGUCGCCCUGGUCGUUGGUCCGGGUGUCAAAGAAGCCUUUUUGCCAGGAUACCCGGCGAAACAGGAUUCCCCAGUGUUGGAAACCGAUUUUGCCAACCGCCAGGUGAAGGAGCUCGAUUUCACCUCAUCAGACCUGUACAUCGGGGGGCUUCAGGCGCUGGACUACUUUGGUGACGGUAGCUUUUAUCUCCUCGAUGCUCCUGGACACUCCAUUGGACAUGUGAAUGCCCUUGCUCGGACAACAGAAGAUAGCUUCUUGCUAUUUGCAGGCGAUGCGUAUCACCAUCCAUCCCAGCUGCGACCUAGUGCGGAAGUACGUCUGCCCGACCACCUCGACAUUCCCAACUUCGUCCCACGCCCAUGUCCCUGUGAAUUGAUCAAGAAGAUGAGCCCAGCCCAUUCCAGCACAGAGCCUUUCUCAAACCCCGGGCUUGUUUCUCAUAACAAAGAAAAGGCUCAAUAUACAAUUAAAUGCCUCCAAGAAUUCGAUGCCGAUGAAAAUGUCUUAGUGGUUGCGGCGCAUGACUUGAGUUUGCGGCCUUACCUCGACGUCUUUCCCGAAGUUGCGAAUGGUUGGAAAUCCAAGGGUUGGAAACAUCGAUCUAGAUGGGAAUUCCUGAAGGACUAUAAAAACGCGUUAGAGAUGAUUCAUUGA